This is a messenger RNA of Morchella importuna, 918 nucleotides long. RefSeq lists its product as uncharacterized. The transcript has 3 exons. The coding region runs from base 1 to 918 and encodes 305 amino acids. The record is from RefSeq and is a predicted model, not a curated record. Lineage: Eukaryota; Fungi; Ascomycota; Pezizomycetes; Pezizales; Morchellaceae. Gene Ontology annotation, molecular function: protein binding.
AUGGAAUCUCUGCCAGUUGAGCUGGUUGAGAGGAUACUUUCCCUUGCAAAUCUUUCACACGCUGAGAACCUAUCCUGCAGGCUUGUGUGUCGAGGAUUCUGCUCGAUUGUCAGUCCCACGGCCUUUAGCCGCGUACGGAUCUCAAAGCUCGCCCGAGACGCCUUUGAUGGGAUCGUGAAUCUUUCGCAAAGCCAGCUUGCUUCUUAUGUAGUGGAGUUUGAGUAUAAAGUCAUACGUUUUAUUUCAUCGAAGGAUAUCCAUGACGUGGACUCACUCAUACAAUUAUCGGACGAAUCUGAUACGCUCUCAAUUCAGGAUAUGGCCAAUUCCCUAGUGGAGCACCACAAAAACCAUCUCCAUCAAGUAGAUGUUCUCGGGACAUUUUACGAUAUUAUCUCUCUCUCGAAAGCCUUGCCAGCAUUUACGAACCUUAAGUCUGUUACCAUCUCUACUUUCGAUGGCUCAUUUGAACUCCCCCCGCCACUUGGAGUCGCAGAAGCGACAACACGUGCGUUUUGGGCUGUCAUCAAGGCACUCAACAGCUGCGCGUAUCAGAUUGAAUCAUUCAGUGUCGAUUCGGUCUCCAAACUAAGCAUUCCACCAUCGAAGCUGGCACAGAUUCACGAAAUAUUCGAAGGCUUGACUCAUCUUUCGAUUGGAAGCGUAUAUGGACAGCGGAGUUAUAACUUCCAAGAAGACAUUCUCGCUAGAACACCCCAACUACAGACCUUACGAUUAGGUUCAGACGGCCGCGGAUCCUGUGAAUGGCAAGAUAUUCUUAGGGAUCGAAUAGGCACUGGGCAUCUCUACUGGCCUCACUUAAAGGUUUUGGAAAUGGACGGGGGAGUAUCAGGUCGGGUUACGAUUCAGCAGAAAGGAUUGAGAUAUUUAUAUGACUGGCCAAACAAUGUCAUCUGA